CACAACCACGCUUGAAAACGACCACCACUUGUUUGACAAGCCCUUAGCCAAUCGGCGGGCAGCCUUCCCCGUGCCUGUCGCCAGGCGGCCCAAUGGCGACGUGGCGGAGGCGUUCCCUCAGCUAGGUUAGGGUGUCCUUGCAGGGUGUCUUGUGCUAAACUUCACCAAAUAAUAGCUGUUUGUAUUUUGGCUGCAGCAGUGGCCAUUUUAGACGGAUUGGGCUCCCCCAUGCUGUAGAACUGUGGUGCGUUUGAACGGUAGAUCUUGUUGGCUGACAUUACAGAAGAUGUUGUUGAUGGAGACGUCAUUGUACAGUCAUGAGGUGAAACUCCAGAGUAGAUUCUGCUGUUGUCUUCUACAUCACUAAGAAGCUUCCUGCAGUUAAAGGUGCACAACCAUAAUUCAUGAUAAUGAAAAUACAGAAGCAAGACCAGCAACAGCUGCCCAGUCUGAAAGCACUUAGUUACUCACCAAUGUCCAGUGCCUCGAUACCUUGCGAACACCCCAUCCUGCCAUCAUUUUCAGAAUCUACCCCCCAAGAUUUUCACACAGUGACGCUUCUAGAUACCACCUGUCCCCUCUUAGAUGAUAAUGAUCUAUACCCGGACUCUGGGCAGGAAGAUUCCUUGCCCGUUCAAGUGACCAGCAUCAAUGGGAUGGAGAAUAGCGGAGGAUUGGGGACUGGGGUAAAGAAAAAACGUAAAAAAAAGGAGCCAGGGGAGGAGAAGGAGACUAAACCAAAGAAAAAGAAGGAGCCCAAGAAAGUCAAAGAGCCCAAAAAGGUCAAGGAGCCAUCUGAGGCCAAGGACCCGAAAGAUCAAAAGCAGCCGAAGGCUCCCAAGGAGCCGAAGAAGCCUAGGAAACCUCGGGAACCUAAACCACCUAAAGAGAAAAAAGCCAAUCAGGACUCCGCUGCUAAGACCAAACCCAAGAAAGCAAGCAAAGAGCAGGGACCAACACCAGUGGAGAAAAAGAAAAAGGGUAAGCGGAAAACAGAGUUUUCUGAGGAGAGCUUGGAUGGAGAAUCGUCUUUGCCGAACCCAGCAUCUCAAAGCACAGAGGAGUCAGUGGAAUCUCUGGACAGCCAGAAGCGCAGAUCAGGGCGCCAGGUGAAGAGGCGAAAGUAUAAUGAAGACUUGGAUUUCAAAGUGGUGGAUGAUGAUGGAGAAACCAUUGCUGUUUUGGGAGCUGGAAGAGCUUCAGCAUUGUCGGCUUCCACUUUGGCAUGGCAAGCAGAGGAACCCCCUGAGGAUGAUGCCAAUAUAAUAGAAAGGAUCCUGUCUUCUAGAAUCUCCCAAAAGGAGUUUAUGCACGGUGGAAUGCCUGUGGAAGUGGAGGAAUUUUAUGUAAAGUACAGAAAUUUUUCUUACCUGCAUUGUAAGUGGGCAACCAUGGAAGAGCUGGAAAAGGAUCCUAGGAUCCAGCAGAAGAUCAAGCGCUUUCGGAACAAACAGGCGCAAAUGAAGCACAUCUUUACUGAGCCAGAUGAAGAUAUGUUUAACCCAGAUUAUGUGGAAGUGGACCGAGUGCUGGAGGUGGCUCAUACAAAGGACUCUGAUACAGAAGAGGAGGUAACACAUUUCCUGGUUAAAUGGUGUUCACUGUCGUAUGAAGAGUCCACAUGGGAGCUGGAGGAAGAUGUCGAUCCAGUUAAAGUAAAAGAGUUUGAAGCACUCCAAAAGAUUCCUGAUCUCACCCCAAUGGAACGGCCGGCUUCUGAAACCUGGCAGAAACUUGUGAAUUCUCGCACUUAUAAAAACAACAACCAGCUGAGGGAGUACCAGCUAGAGGGAAUGAACUGGCUGCUCUUCAACUGGUACAACAGAAAAAAUUGCAUCUUGGCUGAUGAGAUGGGUCUGGGCAAAACAAUCCAGUCCAUCACCUUUCUCUCGGAAAUCUUCUUUAUGGGCAUCAGGGGUCCCUUUCUUAUUAUCGCUCCUCUCUCCACUAUUACCAACUGGGAGCGGGAAUUCAGAACAUGGACAGAGAUAAACACCGUUGUCUACCAUGGUAGCCAGAUCAGCCGCCAGAUGAUCCAUCAGUAUGAGAUGCACUAUAGGGAUGAACAGGGAACACCCAUUCCAGGAAUCUACAAGUUCCAUGUUGUGAUCACCACAUUUGAGAUGAUUCUGGCAGACUGCCCAGAGCUAAAGAAGAUUCGGUGGAGCUGUGUGAUCAUAGAUGAAGCACAUCGUUUGAAGAAUAGAAAUUGUAAGCUUCUGGAGGGAUUAAAACUGAUGGCUCUGGAGCACAAGGUCCUCCUCACUGGCACUCCCCUUCAGAAUUCUGUAGAGGAAUUGUAUAGCCUGCUAAAUUUCUUGGAGCCGGUGCAGUUCCCAUCAGAAAGCACCUUUCUGGAAGAAUUUGGAGAUCUCAAAACAGAGGAACAGGUGAAGAAGCUGCAGUCUAUCCUUAAACCAAUGAUGCUUCGGAGGCUAAAAGAUGAUGUAGAAAAAGACUUAGCUCCCAAGCAGGAGACUAUCAUUGAGGUGGAACUGACCAACAUCCAGAAGAAGUAUUACCGGGCCAUCCUUGAGAAAAACUUCACAUUCCUGACCAAAGGGGCCAACCAGCACAACAUGCCCAACCUUAUCAACACCAUGAUGGAGCUGCGUAAAUGCUGCAACCAUCCAUAUCUAAUAAAUGGUGCAGAGGAGAAGAUUCUGGAGGAUUUCCGCAAGCGGCACAGCCCAGACGCACUUGAUUUCCAACUCCAGGCCAUGAUCCAAGCUGCUGGAAAACUGGUGCUCAUAGAUAAACUUCUUCCCAAACUCAUCGCUGGUGGGCAUAAAGUUCUAAUUUUCUCCCAAAUGGUGCGCUGCCUUGACAUCCUGGAAGACUAUCUUAUUCAGAGGAGAUAUACAUAUGAGCGAAUUGAUGGCAGAGUCCGGGGUAAUCUCCGCCAGGCAGCUAUCGAUCGAUUCUGCAAGCCAGAUUCAGACCGCUUUGUGUUCCUGCUGUGCACAAGAGCUGGAGGUUUGGGAAUUAACUUGACUGCUGCUGACACCUGCAUUAUCUUUGACUCUGACUGGAACCCACAGAACGACCUGCAGGCACAAGCUCGCUGCCAUCGCAUUGGCCAGAGCAAAGCUGUGAAAGUGUAUCGUCUCAUAACCAGAAAUUCAUAUGAGCGGGAGAUGUUCGACAAAGCAAGCUUAAAGCUGGGCCUGGACAAAGCUGUACUGCAGGACAUCAACAGGAAGGGCAACACUAAUGGGGUGCAGCCCCUCUCAAAAAUUGAGGUGGAAGACCUUCUGAGAAAAGGUGCCUAUGGGGCUCUGAUGGAUGAAGAGGAUGAAGGUUCUAAAUUCUGCGAGGAAGACAUAGAUCAGAUCCUACAGCGCAGAACACAGACCAUCACUAUUCAGUCUGAAGGGAAGGGCUCUACAUUUGCCAAGGCCAGCUUUGUGUCUUCAGGCAACAGAACAGACAUCUCUUUGGAUGACCCCAACUUCUGGCAAAAAUGGGCAAAAAUUGCAGAGCUGGACACAGAUGCUAGGAAUGAGAAGGAAAGCCUUGUGAUUGAUCGACCCCGUGUCAGGAAGCAAACCAAGCACUACAACUCCUUUGAGGAUGAUGAACUGAUGGAAUUUUCAGAACUGGAAAGUGAUACAGAGGAGAGACCAACAAGAUCCCGGAGGCUGAAUGACAAAACAAGGCGCUACCUCCGGGCUGAGUGCUUCAGAGUGGAGAAAAAUCUCCUAAUUUUUGGCUGGGGACGCUGGAAAGAUAUCCUGAACCUCGGCCGCUUCAAAUGGCACUUAAACGAGAAAGACAUGGAGAUGAUCUGCAGGGCACUCUUGGUCUACUGUGUGAAACAUUACAAAGGAGAUGAGAAAAUCAAAAGCUUCAUAUGGGAUCUAAUCACCCCCAUGAAGGAUGGGUAUAACCAAGCACUUCAGAAUCAUUCAGGUUUAUCUGCACCUGUUCCCCGUGGAAGGAAAGGAAAGAAGUUGAAGAACCAAAUGCUGUUGCCUGAGAUAAAGAAUGCAGACUGGCUAGCCAGCUGUAACCCAGAGAUUGUUCUGCAUGACGACAGCUACAAGAAGCAUCUCAAGCAGCACUGCAACAAAGUUCUCCUGAGAGUGCGUAUGUUGUAUUACCUCAAGGCUGAGGUAUUGGGAGAUGCUGCAAGCAAAAUUUUGGAAGGAGAAAAUGCCAGAGACCUGGAAGUACUGUUACCAGAUAUAGAUUAUGUGGAGAUACCUGUGGACUGGUGGGAUGCAGAUGCUGAUAAAUCUCUCCUGCUUGGUGUUUACAAACAUGGAUAUGAGAGGUACUUUGCCAUGCGGGCAGAUCCUGCACUUUGUUUCCUGGAGAAGGUAGGAAUGCCAGACGAGACCUCGCUCACUGUAGAUGGAGUAAAUGAUGUGACUCCAGAAAGUGGAGAUCGGAGUGCAUUGAAGGAAGAAACUAAGGAAGAAAUAGUGAAUACACAACAAGAGCAGGAUACAAAUGACAGCACUGGGAAAGAAGAAAAAAGAGAUGAGGAGAGCAAUAUAGCUGAGAAUCUGCAAGCCCAGGAUAGCCCUGAACCAGACAAACUUUGUUGGCCUGCAGCAUCAAUUCUUACCGCACGACUUCGCCGGUUGAUCACUGUAUACCAGCGAUGCAACCGUAGGGACCUUGCGAGGCCAGAGGUUUUGGUUCCUACCAACCAUAGUUACUGGUUACAGGAGGAGAUGGCCAGAAGAGCAGAAAUGGACCCCAUUAUGAAGGAAAUGCAGAAAAGAUGGACCAGAAGAGAGCAGGCAGACUUCUACAGGACAGUAUCCUCCUUUGGUGUAAUAUAUGAUCCUGAGAAGAAGUGCUUUGACUGGAGCCAGUUUCGUGCUUUGUCCCGUCUUGAUAAGAAGACUGAUGAAAGCCUAGAGAAAUAUUUCCACAGCUUUGUCGCUAUGUGCAGGAAUGUCUGCCGCCUUCCACUCAGGAAAGACGAUGGUUCAGCCGAUCCCUCUCUUUUCUUGGACCCCAUAACGGAAGAACGAGCAGCAAGAACGCUGUAUCGUAUUGAACUACUGAGGAAGGUCAGAGAACAAGUGCUAAGGCACCCACAACUCCAUGAGCGUCUGAAACUCUGCCGACCAAGCCUUUAUCUUCCAGUAUGGUGGGAGUGCGGCAAACAUGAUAAAGAUCUACUGAUUGGCACUGCCAAGCAUGGGCUUAGCCGUACAGAUUAUUAUAUAAUGAAUGACACACAGCUGUCCUUUUUAGAUGCAUAUAGGAAUUAUGCCCAACAAAAAAGUAAUGGUGGGGAGAACAUGUGUUACCAUUUCCAGAUGAAUUCCAAGGCACAUGAGCCACCAUCUUGUCAUUUGGAACGGACAUGUGAAUCAGCAAAGCUCAAACCUGAUAAAGAAAUUAAAAUAGAAGCUGAAGAGGCUACUAUUACAAAUCAAACCUGUAGUCCUCCUGACCUUUCAUGUGAAAAUUUUAUUUCUCAAGUCGGAGAUAUGAUUUCAAACAACCAUGAUGAGUGCUCUAUGUCUGAUUCCCUGAUGUGCAUGAUCUGCGAUGAGAAGACUUGCAAUAGUGCACUGUUAGAUACCAACAAUAGUGAGCAACGCUCUCUCACCCAGGAGAGUUUCUUGGGGUUGGGCUCUAAGAAUGAGCCAACUGAUUAUUCACUGAGCAAGACCAAAGUGGAUGAUAUAUUGCCUGUUGAGGAGUCUGUAUCUAGAGACUGUUUCUUGGGAAGUAGUGAAAAGGAUGAGCCAAUAGAAGGCAUAGAUAGAAUAAAUGAACCAUUUGGUGAUUCAGGGUGCCAUCUUGGUUUGGCAGCAGAGGACUGUGAGAAAGCACAGGUGGAAGCCAUUGGACAGCAAGUCUUAGACGAUGAUAACUUUUGUUCAUCUCUUAGCCAGACUGCUGAACAAUCUUUAGGUCUAGAUCUUGAGUUUCUAGAUAAAACAUUUGAUGACCAUUCAGCACUAAGUCCCAGUAUCAAUGAGGACAAAGACUGUGGGAUAGCUGGUGAACAUUCUGAAAGCACACAUAUAAAUCCAUUACCUGUGCAAGAGAAAGAAGAAUGGGGGGCCGAUCUUCAGGAACUAAAAGAGGAUCCUAUUGUAAAAUGGCAAAAUGAGCUAAAUGACAUGAACAAUCCUCCACUGGAUGACACCCUAAAAGACCAGGAGGUAGAGGAUCUCAGUAUAGAAAAGGAUAGCUUAACAUCAAAGAGUAGUUACUGCGUCCCUUCUUUGGAAGUGAACGAUUGUGCAGAGAUGAAACAAAAAAACAGCCUUAUGCUUUCUGGGCUCUUAAAACAAAAUGCUGAAGACUUGAAAGAGAGAAUAGCAGGAGAAAAUGUUGUGGAAGAAUUCAAGGUUCCAUUGGAGGGAAACGAAAAAAUCAAGCUUGAAGAAGGUGAGGUUAAGAAAGAAGUGAAGAAAGAGAAUGUGGAGGAAGAGUGCAACUGCAAAGAAGACAGCACAAAUUGCGGCAGGAUGUGGAUGUGGAGAUCAGAAACCACAGAUUAUCUCGAUAAAUACACAGAGGAAGAUGUAAAAGCUUGUUCCCUGUCUGUUCCUGAAGAAUCACAUCAGGAUUUCCAAGAUGGCCGUGCUCCAACCAUUGCUCAGCUUUUGCAGGAGAAAACACUCUAUUCCUUCUCUGAAUGGCCCAAGGAUCGAGUUAUCAUAAACCGAAUAGAUAACAUCUGUCAUGCAGUGUUGAAGGGAAAAUGGCCCUCCUCCAGCCAACAGUUUGAAGCCCAGUGCAUGGUGCCAUCCUCAGUGCUGGGUACAUGUACAAGAAGCAGUAGCUAUCCAGCUUCAGAAGCACAAAAUAUGGUCUACAGCAAUGGUUCUCCUGUGCCUCAUGCCCAGAAAGAGCCAUUAUCAGCAACAACGUUUCCAAUCGAAGAAAGGAAGCAAAGAAGGCCAUUUGAGUUUGACAGCGAGAGGCCCGAUGGCAAACAUAGAGGAAUGGAGCACCUCAGCCCUACCCAUGGUCGGACUAAUUCCGCACUAAAUGGCUGGAGAGAUGCUGCCUUAGAGCUGUGCAGGGAGCAGGCUGCUGGCGGAGGCUCUUCCUACUCCAUGAACACCAGCACCCCCAAGAUGACUGGCAUCAGUGGGCUACAGAGUUCCUUGGGAAUGGACUUGUCGGGGAUUCUGCAAGCCGGGCUGAUCCAUCCCGUGACUGGGCAAAUUGUGAAUGGUAGCAUUCGGAGGGACGAGUCCUCUUUGCGUAGGAGAAGAGGGAGGAGAAAAAAUGUGGAGGGCAUUGAUCUGGGUUUCCUAAAGGACAGGGGCAUGCAUGCUGGAAUUCUGGGACUCCGAGAAGUGCCAAACCAACAAGGCUCUGGGCACACAGAAAGCUCCAUCCCUGCCUCUACGCGUUCUACUGUUCAUGGAGCUAAACUUCAUCCAGAAAAAGUAAUCUCCAACAAAAGCCUCUUGGAGUGGCUUCGGCAGCAAUCUGAUUGUACCAUUGAUAUGCCAACUUAUGGGGGUAGCUUUUCUGAGAAGCCCAAGCAGAGGAGACAGCGCUGCAAGGAGCCCAGCAAACCAGAUUUUAACUUGAUGGCAGGGGAUGACCGAGUGCCAGCAGUUAACAAGGACACAGGGCAGCAGGGAUUCCUCCCAGAAAGCAAGUUUGGCAGAACGCUGUCAGAGCCACUUAUGCAUGAUACCAUGCCCAGGAGGCGAGGCAGGCGGCCUCGAAGCGAACUGCUCAAAUCUGUGGUGCCUGAUUCUCCUUCGGGCAUGGGACCACUUUUUAUGAACGGUCUAAUUGCUGGGAUGGAUAUAGUGGGAUUACAGAACAUGAGGAACAUGCAAGGGAUCCCGUUAACUGGGCUGGUUGGGUUCCCUGCUGGAUUUACUACAGUCUCCACCAAUGAGGAAGUUAAAAACACCUUAAGCAUGUUACCCAUGAUGCUCCCUGGCAUGGCCGCUAUGCCUCAGAUGUUUGGCGUUGGAGGGAUUAUCAACCCUUCUAUCUCAUCAUCUGUGCCAACGUCUUUAGGAAGCACAAUUAAAAGUGGUAUCUCACUCCCUGAAAAGGCCACUGAGGACAAAGACGCAUGCCCAGAAACUAAACAAGAUGCUGCACCUUCUGAAAAGUCUGUUGGAUCCUUUCAGGAGAAAUCCGAACCUGCAGUGACUACCAGCAGCCCUUUAGCUUUUAACCCAUUCCUUAUCCCUGGCAUGUCCCCAAGUCUACUGUACCCUUCCAUGUUUUUGUCGCCUGGAAUUGGCAUGGCCUUACCAGGGGUUCAAACCAACCGGCUGUCAGAGUCAGGUGGCAUUGAUCCUCAGCGGCGAAGGAGGAAGAAGACAAAAGGGGAUUCCCAGACUUCCGAACAGGAGACUGUGCCCGUCACAGAAAGCACAGAAAAUGAGCAACUCUCCCCCAGAGCUCAGAACUGUGACACAAAUAAUGAGCCGGCGUCUGAGAAAGACCAGGAGGAUUCUGGUUUAAAAGAUACUCUAGAUGACACCAAUUAGAGAUUUCCACAAUUUGUGACUAGUCCUUUUUCUCUUCCUUGGAUAUUUCUAGUUCUCUCUGGAUCUCUGGGUUGGCCAUCAGUAAAUUCUACCUAACCCUUCUCCAACCCUCGUACUCCUCCUCACAGUGGCGUGCCUGUAGCAACCAGUCGCUAUAAUACGACGGUCUGCGACUCAACCGGGGACGCAGAGAAUACAGUUUCAUUUGUAAUGGUUUUUCCCCUUGCAUUCCAGCAUAAGGAUAAUAAGAAAUCAUGAUAUUUUUUUUUCAUUUUGUCGAUUGUGCUUGCUCUCCACCCUCAUCAAGCCAGGCUUUAUACAAUUGGUUCAAAGGGGGAGAGUAUUCACAUAGUCUUAAAACAGCAAUCCCAGAUCCAAAGACGAGCUGUAAGCAAAAGCAAUAGAACUGGUGCUGUCCAUAAAUGAGAUGUGACGGAGCCUAAUUUAUUAAUUGUUGGGUAUUUGGGGGGGGGGGGGUUUCCACCAAGUUUUGUUUUAUUUUUUUGCUCACAAUUCAGUGAUUAAGCAGUGUUAGAAAAGGGUUAUAAUAGUGUAUGCAUUUUGACCAUCAACUACUCAUUUAAAAAAAAAAAAAGACAAAAAAAAAGAAAAAUAGAAAUUCAUUUCAUUCAAAAAAAAAAAAAUCAAGAUUGUUUUUUUUUUUGUUGCAGACAUUGUAAAAAGCCCUUGGAUGAAUAUGGAGCCCAUGUUGCUAUAACUUCAUGCAACCUGUGAGUGAUAAGAAAGGGACUUAUACACUUGUUACUGUAAGAGGGCUCAGCGUCCGAUGCAUUGCAGUACCCGCAGCAGGGUCCUUUCGCUACAUAAAAUAGAUGUAUAUUUCUUUAAUAAAAAAAAAUAGUAUUUUUUUAAUUGAAACAAAAUACAAUAUAUGUAAGCUAGGGGCUGGCAAGCUGAUAACAUUUACUUGAGCUAUAGAUCGGUGUGGUCCUUUUUAGCCAUUGGUGCUGGGCUUGGCGGCGGUAUAAAGAAAAACAAAAGCUGUGAGAGUGUGAAUAUCCAUUUAGGACAGAGGAUUUACUAUUAAUUAGUAUAAAUUUAAAAAUUCAACUUCAAAGAAAGAGUGCAGAGAUGAACAUGAAUACAAGUGCAAUAUUGUUAAGAGUGCAAAAGCGCACACUUUAACCCCUUGCACUCUGGACACAAUGCAAUCUGGCUACAAAAGAACUUGACGUUCAGUGAUAAGUUGGAAUAGGUUGGAUGUUCUGUUAUAUUCUGUUGCACACAAUUACCUUUUUUUGUAAUUCUUAUCAUUAAAGGACAAGUAACACCAAAAAAUGGAAAACAGGUAAUUAAAUUGAUCAUAGUAUCUAUUUCUAUCCUUUAUAGAAAGUAUAUGUGCUGCAUUUUUAAUAGGCUAUAUCAGCUUUGCUUUAGCCAGAGGCCUGUAUCUCACGCUAAAGAAUCAGCUGAAGAGGGGGAGACACCAAUGGAUUCUCCUUGCUCCAGACAGAAAAUAGAGGCUGACUUGAUUUUAACUGAAAUUAGUUUACAACAAUAGUUGUUUUGGCAUCUGAAUUGAUUAUAAAAUGUUUAAGAACCCCAUUAAUUUCAGCAAAACCCUAACUAGUUUGUUGUACUACAUGGAGCCAAUACCCUUGUGAAGGGAUCGGGGGUUAAACAGACUGAGCACAAACCCUUCAUUUAUUUCAAGUAGAAUUGACCAACCUUUAUCUACUGUUCAUACUCAUCUCGCAGCACCUCUUACCUGGGAGCUCCAGGUAUGACCCGUGGGAGAAAGAACUACAAAAUGAAACUAAAGGUUUUUAAAAGAUAUAGUGCAGACUGUCAAUGUGUUCAUGUUUUUUCAUUUUCUGGUGUUACUUGACCUUUCCAUCGUGUUGCAUCCAUCUUUAUCUUAGAUAGAAGAUAAUCUACAUAAAACCGUAACUGGACUAAAGGCUAAAAACCCUGGUGUUUGUUUUAAAGAAUGAAAGCUGUGCUUUCAAUAAUGUCCUUAUUUGGCAUCCAGUUCAAAUCAAAAUAACCCUUUCCAUGGUGGCACAUAUCCAGCCUAUUGGAAUCAGGCUGCUUGAAACUAAUGGUUUAGACUAGAGUGACAGCAUCCUUCUGUGUCCGUUUCAGAUUAUCUAUGGCAUGGAAAAGUUAAAAGGCAACAUUAAGUCUGCAGCUAGUCUUUGCUGUUUGGCAAUUUUGGGAGUCCAUGGCCCUAGUUAGACAGGCAAUGUUGUGGCUGCACUUUUAAAGAUCAAGGAAAUUUACAUUGUUUAGCCCUUCCCUUUUCAGUGUGCUUGGAAGGCAAAUGUAUAUCAGCGAGAUGCUUUAAUACAACUUAUUCUUGCUGCAUGAACAAUCCAGUUUGACACAUUAUCGAGUCACAGAUAGUCAAACAAGGAGCAUCCAGCACGAGUGAGUAUUUCACAGCAGGAGAAACAAUAUUAAAACAGAAUAGAUGCCAUGCGGCACCUUAUUCUUAUAAUACAAAAACUAUUUGCCUAGAUGUUUUGAUGACAGUUGCACAUUCUUUGCUACGGAAUAUUUUUUCUUUUUUUUAUUUGGCCCCUGCUUACAUUGAUGAAAAUUCCGCCCCUGGUCCACCUAAGCUGUGCCCCUUUUAUGUGACACUGUGAGCUUGGGUUGCAGUUAUAGUAUUCCCUCAUUGUUGAUUCAACAGGGGUGUCUUUUUUCUUUUGGAAGGAAUACCUCUGCCACAAUUGAUUUAACUGAAUGUAACGGACAGUUCCGGUGUCUGAAAAUUCCACGUUUUGCCAUCAGCCAUAACAUGGCAUGUACAUGGUUUGAAUUCUUACACUUAGAUGAAGUUUAAAAGCACCUUACAGGGACACUAGAUUUCCCUUAAACAAGGCCAAAUUCUACUGUCAAUAUGACAGUUUCCUGGGGAUGUGAUCCCCUUAAUGCCCAAUGCCAAAAGGCCCUUCAAAGAUUUAUUUUGCCUUAAAACUUAAACGUAGAAGCUUAUUCGUAGUAACAGGGUUUACAAAAUCACUAUUUCUAAGCACUCUAAAAUUAGGCACUUGCCUCCUAAACUAGAAGAAGUUUGUUAUACUCCUGUUCUCUGUUUUAUCGAAGCAAAGUACCACUUUGUAUAUAAUGUGGGUAAUUUUGUUUUCUUGUUCUUUUUUCCUAUACAAUAUAGUGAAAUCUAAUCACUUUAUGGUAUAGAUAUUGUUACAAUUUAAGCUAUAGUCAUGAUCCACCCUGCUCCUUUUCUGUGAUUUGGAUCUGUUGCACCUAAAUAGUGGCAGUUGCAGGAUAUUACAUACUACAAGGGUCAGACUAAAGGUAUGGGUUAAUAAAAGCUUCCUUCAGACCAAGUUGGCAAUUGAAAAACCUGUGUAUGGGGCUCUGAAAAUCAGCCAGCUAUCAAAUCAAUAGGUUUGAAAAUCCUUCUGGAGGAAGAUCAUGUUGGUGCUUUGAUGCGGUCUCGUCCGAUAGACCUCUGUAAGCUUCACUGCACCAUCAGCCAGAUUUGGCCUGGAGCGUUGAUGGCUAAAUGGGGCCCAGAUAUGGCAGGGUUUCAGAAUGCAAAGUUUUAACUUCUUUUUUAAGAUGCUUCCUGGUUAUCAUUUCUGCAGUUAAGCCUGAGCCAGUCAGUAAUAAGCCAUUUAGGAGUUACAUAAAAUAUCUCUAAAGGCUCUUUGUUAAAAGCUCCCUCAUAUUUUUUUUCAAAUAAUUGUACAUGUUCUAUGGCUAGACCAAAAACUAUGUUUUUAUUGCACACAUCUAUUUUUAUUUUUUUUCAUGUAGCUUAGUGUUAAUUGAAUGUUCAUUGCAGUAUAAGAUCCUGUAUCUGCUGUAGUUCUGUAUUGGUGCGAUGAAUGUGCAGGCUCCAUUUGCUAAAAUUUACAUGAGAAAACACAUAAAAUCAUGAGAAAUGGGUCAGUUUGUCGCAUUGCUGGUUGGCCAGUUUUCAAAGGGGAGAAUCAUGAUUCAGAAGUUAUUUUAACAUAAAUAUAUUGCAGCAUUAGCAAUUAUCUGAUCGUUUGCUGGAGCCCAAUAACAACAGCACCCUCAGUAGCCGUAAAUAUGGCACUGGAAUAUUCUGUGCCGUCAUAAACAAUAUCUCUAAUUUACUGUCCGUAAAACAACUGGAAUACAGAACACAAUUAUGUUUUGAUCAUCUGCUAGUUCUUUCAUAUCUUUGGUUAGAUUAUUUAAAUAUGGCACAGACCCUUGUAUUUGCAGCUUUACAUCUCUGACAUGGAAUUAGCCCUAGUCUGAGUUAGGUUGAAUGUGUUGUGGGCAGAUGAUUUUCUGUGAUCUGUGCUCUUGUUUUUACUGGCAUCUUCCUAUCCAGGGGUAUAAAAUUAAUAAUAUAUUUGUGAGACAUAUUUCUUAGAACAAUAUUUUGCCAGAGGGACUUUUAAUAACCCUAUCCAUGUGAAUAAAGAGUUCCAUCCUGA
Xenopus laevis (African clawed frog) is the source of this 12859-nucleotide messenger RNA. RefSeq names its product chromodomain helicase DNA binding protein 6 S homeolog (gene chd6.S). The transcript has 39 exons. Gene Ontology annotation, cellular component: nucleus. NCBI's taxonomy places the organism in Eukaryota, Metazoa, Chordata, Amphibia, Anura, Pipidae. Gene Ontology annotation, molecular function: ATP binding; nucleotide binding; hydrolase activity. Bases 405 to 8453 code for a protein of 2682 amino acids. The record is from RefSeq and is a predicted model, not a curated record.